Equus quagga is the source of this 2757-nucleotide messenger RNA. RefSeq names its product threonine synthase like 2 (gene THNSL2). Gene Ontology annotation, biological process: 2-oxobutyrate biosynthetic process; dephosphorylation. Bases 263 to 1717 code for a protein of 484 amino acids. Lineage: Eukaryota; Metazoa; Chordata; Mammalia; Perissodactyla; Equidae. The record is from RefSeq and is a predicted model, not a curated record. Gene Ontology annotation, molecular function: pyridoxal phosphate binding. The transcript is spliced from 9 exons.
GCCCCGCUGCGCGCCCAGCCGCCGCCGGCGCCCCGGACCCGGUAACCCCACCAGGCCCCGGCCCAGGCAGACCCCCGACCCUCGGGCCCAGGCCAGCCGAUUCCGGGACGGGGGCUGGGGUUCCGCUGCUCGCUCGCCGCGGUGACCGCCCCACGCGUGCGGGGGCCACGGCGGCCGAGACUUCCCGCGCGCUUCGGCCCCGGGUCCCUUCCCUGGGUCCCCUCCUGGCGAUCGCGGCACCCUCCCCAGGGCCCCCAGGAUCAUGUGGUACAUCAGCACUCGGGGGAUGACCCCACGGGUCGACUUUGAGGGGGCCCUCUUCUCUGGCUAUGCACCCGACGGGGGCCUCUUCAUGCCUGAGGAGCUCCCACAGCUGUGCAGAGAGACCCUGCGUCAGUGGAGUGUGCUCUCCUACCCUAGCCUGGUGAAGGAGCUGUGCGCCCUCUUCAUUGGCCCUGAGCUCAUUCCAAGAGAUGACUUAAAUGAUCUGAUUGACCGAGCCUUCAGCAGAUUCCGCCACAGGGAGGUGGUCCAUCUGUCCAGGUUGAAGAACGGGCUGAACGUGUUGGAGCUGUGGCAUGGGGUCACGUAUGCGUUUAAGGACCUGUCCCUGAGCUGCACAGCACAGUUCCUGCAGUACUUCCUGGAGAAGAGGAAGAAGCAUGUCACCGUGGUUGUGGGAACAUCUGGGGACACAGGGAGUGCUGCCAUUGAGAGUGUUCAAGGGGCAAAGAACGUGGACAUCAUCGUUCUGCUGCCCAAGGGUCACUGCACGAAGAUUCAGGAGCUCCAGAUGACAACAGUGCUGAAGGAGAAUGUCCAUGUGUUUGGAGUGGAGGGAAACAGCGAUGAGCUUGAUGAGCCCAUCAAGGCCUUGUUUGCUGACGUGGCUUUUGUCAGGAAGCACAAUCUGAUGAGUCUGAAUUCAAUCAACUGGUCUCGGGUCCUCGUGCAAAUGGCCCACCACUUCUUCGCUUACUUCCGGUGUGUGCCAUCCUUAGACGCACACCCCCUGCCCCCCGUGGAGGUGGUUGUGCCAACGGGGGCCGCUGGGAACCUUGCAGCUGGGUGCAUUGCUCAGAAGAUGGGCCUGCCCAUCCGCCUGGUUGUGGCAGUGAACCGCAAUGACAUCAUCCACAGGACCGUCCAGCGAGGAGACUUCUCUCUGUCCAAGGCUGUCAAAGCAACCUUGGCAUCAGCUAUGGACAUUCAGGUGCCCUACAACAUGGAGAGGAUCUUCUGGCUGCUCUCUGGCUCUGACAGCCAGGUGACAAGAGCCCUCAUGGAGCAGUUUGAAAGGACCCAAAGUGUGAGUCUACCCAAGGACCUGCACAGCAAGCUUUCAGAGGUGGUGACGUCUGAGUCGGUGUCGAAUGAGACCAUCACCCAGACCAUGGGCCGCUGCUGGGAAGAGAACCAGUACUUGCUGUGCCCUCACUCGGCCGUGGCCGUGAGCUACCAUUACCAGCAGACAGACAGGCAGCAGCCCAGCCCUCCCCGGUGUUGUCUGGUCCCCGCCUCUGCAGCCAAGUUCCCCGAAGCUGUCCUGGCUGCCGGGCUGACCCCAGAGACUCCCUUGGAGAUCCUAGCCCUGGAGCACAAGGAGACACGUUGCACCCCAAUGCGGAGGGGUGACGACUGGACACUGAUGCUUCGGGACACAAUUGAGGACCUCAGCCGGCAGUGGAGGGAUCACUGCCUGAAUGCCUGGGAAUAGCCAGGCUGGAGUUGGCUUCCUUUGGGCUUCUGAGGCCAGGGAGGUGUGCCCUCUGAGCUGCUCUGUAUACCUUCUCCCCGUUGAGAGUCUUGAGUUAAGAGGGUAGGAGCUUCUCAGGGGGUCUGAGCCAGCUGGUUUCACUCUGCCCCGUGACUGCUCUGUACUCUCGCGGUGGUGGUGUCCUCUGGUCGCUGGGGAUGCCGGGUGGGGGGUGUGGAUGAUUGCUGGAGUGCGCCCCCACUGCCAGCUGGUGCAGGAGCAUCACUGCUGCGUGUUAAUGUUUCAGGGCCUGCAGAUGAAGACCCUUGGGCACAGAGUCGACCUCGCCUCCAGGGUUUAGGACCCCAGACCCUAAACCUGUGCAGGUGGGGGCUGCUCACUCCAUUAACACAGGCCUGGGGCUCAUGGUCUCCGAGCCUUAGUUUAUCCCCAAGCCAGAUCCAGAGGUCUUGGCCUGCCUUGUCAGAACUUCCACCCUGUUAGAAUAUUGGGAAUCCCUGGAAUAAAAGUGCAUGUUCAGUGUGAUGGUGACUCUGCGUGGCCUGUAGGCAGAGAAUGGUGGCUGCCCAGUGGUGAUGGUGGUGUUGUGGUAUGUGGUCCAUCCACCAGCUGCUCCAGACUGGCCCAGUGUUGAGGGGGGCAGCAGACAGAGCAGGCAGUGGGGCAGGUGGCAGGGGUGGUGGUGGCGCACAGCAUCGAGGGGUGGUAGGAUCACCAGAUCCAGCCCGUGUGGAAAGCACACACCUUAAAGUAUACACUUGAGUCGAGUUACCCUGUUGCUCACAUAUUGGGUUCACCUGCUUUAUUAAACCAGGGCAUAUGUCAUGCCAGCAAAAAGCAAUGAUCCCUCAUCGACCACUAAAUAAAGUCCAAGUGCCUCCAUAAUCACACUGCCCCAGAGAAAUCAAAUUGUUCUUUCCUCUGAAAGCAUGACUCAUGCUGUUCUCUCCCCAUGCCUUCAACCUUGCACUUGCCUCAUGGAGAGCGUCCUUAGCUUUCUUAAAGUGUGCAUUUCCUUCUACCCGGGUUUUUUUUUUUUU